Molecule: messenger RNA, 1389 nt
Organism: Maudiozyma saulgeensis
Lineage: Eukaryota; Fungi; Ascomycota; Saccharomycetes; Saccharomycetales; Saccharomycetaceae
Source: the annotation of a GenBank genome assembly
AUGAAACUCAAAGUUAUAUUAAACGAUCAACAAUCACCAGAUGAUUAUAAGCUACUCCGGACAGCGGUUUCCACGGUGGCGUCACUCCGAGAUUCAGCUGUAUUAAGAUUUACUGAUGAUGGAUUAACGAUAAUAUCUACUUCUAAAGCGUUCCUUACUGAUAGUACCAACACGUCGAGUCUGCGUGGAGAUACAGAUCAAUUAUGGUGUCAUUUGCCUAGAGAUAUGUUUUUAUCUUUUACAUUAGCAUCUAUAAGACAAUUUAAUACUGUGACUAUGGAGUACAAUUGUGAUGCAUUAUUAACUGCUUUUAAGAGAUAUGAUAAGAUCAUUAGUCAGGGUACGGCGACACAGUUUAAGAUAUCACUAAUACCUAGUUCUCAAUGGAACCAAACUGUAACUCAGCAGGAUGAAGAUCAAGAAACUGUAAAUCCUAUGCAUAUAUUAAAUAUUACUUUUCAAGAAGUCGUAUAUGUAAACAAUGCACCAAUGAAUAAUGCAACGUAUGGUGAUGAGGCACAGAAUGGUUCAGCAUAUUCAAAUAAUGGAGCUAAUACUAAAUGUAUAGUGCAUAAUUUUAAAGUUCCAGUAAAAUUAUUAUUCAAAGUACAAGAUGUAUCAAUAGUUGAGCCAAGUAUCGAAAAUGGUUCAUUAAUUUUAUAUGAUUUACCACCUAGUACAGGAGCGUUUGGACAAGCUUUCCUCAAUUUCAUGAAAAGAAUUGAACGUUAUUCAAACGUCCGCGAUAUUCGACUGCAUAGUGUCAGCAAAAAGAACAAGGAUGAGGACGAAAAUGAGGAUCAAAAUAACGGUCAGUUAAAGAUAAUAAUUGAUAACGAAUUGCAUUGGUAUUUAGAGAUAUGUUGGAAUGGACCACUAACUUUUAAUGCUGUUACACCUAAUGAAACAGUUGAUAAACCCCAGCAGUCCUCCCAGAAGAAGCAAAUUCUUCCAACAACAGCACCUUCAUCCCUGUUAACGAGGGCCCAACAACAAGCAUCGGGUACUGACUCAGCGUUAGAUCCAAGAGAGAAAGAUGAUAUGUUUAAUAUUGAAAAUAGUGAAGCCAUGAUUAGCCAUAAUUCAUCUUCUGCAGAAAAUAGUAUGCUGGGUGACUACAGUAACGAUAAUUCUAAGGAACAUGGUUUGCAAGAUAUAUCAAGGAUGGUUGAACAAGCAGAACGAGAUAAUAAUUUAUUAAAUGAGGUUAUUAUACGGGCCAAGGAUUGGAAAGUUUGUUCAAAGUUAUAUCUUGCAUGUGAUGAAGCCAUGUUACUGAUUUCGCAUGAUUCUUCGUGUGUAUUCCAAUGGGCUUUACAGGGUGAUACAUCUGAUGAAGAAAAGGGACGCAUAUCAUAUUAUAUCACUAGAUCCAAAGCAUUGCCCUGA